Dermatophagoides pteronyssinus (European house dust mite) is the source of this 1497-nucleotide messenger RNA. Its product is annotated as alpha/beta hydrolase domain-containing protein 17B. Gene Ontology annotation, biological process: protein depalmitoylation. The record is from RefSeq and is a predicted model, not a curated record. Gene Ontology annotation, cellular component: plasma membrane; endosome membrane. Gene Ontology annotation, molecular function: palmitoyl-(protein) hydrolase activity. Lineage: Eukaryota; Metazoa; Arthropoda; Arachnida; Sarcoptiformes; Pyroglyphidae.
AUAAUAAUGAUAAUUUUUGUUAUCGAAAUGUAAAUCAAAUGAUCAAAUUUAUAUCAAUUUUUGUUUGUUUGUUUUGUUUACGUAUUGAGGAAGAAGGGGUUUCGAUGGUGAUUGAUAAAAUAUUGAUCAAUAAAAACAACAACAAGUUAAACAAAUUGAAGCACUCAUAUUAACCAAAGAUAAAAUUCUGAUCAUAUCGAUACCUAAUAAGAAGAUGAUCCACUUUUAAUUGAUUUUUUGUGAAGUAAAAAAAAUUACCAAAUAAUCAUCAAUCAUUACGUUGAUUUAUAACAAAAUUUCGAAUUUGAUGUUUUUUUUUCUUUAAUUCGAAUUGUUAAAAAAACAAACAAAAAUUAUUUGAAUCGAAUUCACAACACAAGAACAAACAAACAAAAGAAAUACGAUUUUAUCGUUUUGUUUUUGUUUUUCUAUUGAUUGGCACGAUACAAAUUAAUGUCUUCAGUAUCAAGACAGGCAUCAUUGCCCGAAGAAACAAACGAUACAACUACCAAUACUACUGUUAUUGAAUCAACAUCACCAAAUGCUCAAAAAAUGAAUGGUUUAACAUUAAGUGAAUUAUGUUGUCUAUUUUGUUGUCCACCAUGUCCGGCACGUAUUGCAGCUAAAUUAGCAUUUUUACCACCUGAACCAACUUAUUCAAUCAUACCGGAUGAUAAUCAUUCAACAAAAUUAACCUUAAAAUUUUCCGAACGUGCCGAUUGGCAAUAUACACAACGUGAAUUGGAAUGUUUCGAAGUUCAAUAUGCUCAAUCAAGUCGUGGUAAUCGUAUUGCUUGCAUGUAUGUACGAGCGACUCCUAAUCCUAAAUAUACGAUAUUAUUUAGCCAUGGAAAUGCCGUUGAUUUAGGACAAAUGAGCAGCUUUUAUCUUGGCCUUGGUACCCGUAUAAAUUGUAACAUAUUUUCUUAUGAUUAUUCUGGCUAUGGUGCCAGCACUGGAAAACCGUCCGAAAAAAAUCUUUAUGCCGAUAUUAAUGCCGCAUGGCUAACAUUACGUAGUAAAUAUGGUGUUAGUCCGGAUAAAAUUAUUCUUUAUGGCCAAAGUAUAGGCACAGUACCUACUGUUGAUCUAGCUUCGCGAUAUGAAUUAGGUGCCGUCAUCCUACAUUCACCAUUAAUGUCCGGUAUGAGGGUUGCAUUUCCAAAUACAAAACGUACAUGGUUUUUUGAUGCUUUUCCAAGUAUCGAUAAAGUACCAAAAAUUAACUCACCAGUACUGGUAAUACACGGUACCGAAGAUGAUGUGAUUGAUUUUUCGCAUGGUCUAGCUAUUUAUGAACGUUGUUCGCGUGCAGUUGAACCAUUAUGGGUAGAAGGUGCCGGACACAACGAUAUUGAGCUCUAUUGUCAGUAUUUAGAGCGGCUUAAAAAAUUCAUAUCAGUCGAUUUACCUGCCUCAGGAUCUGCGGCAGCAGCAUCGACAACAACGACAACGAAUCAAUCAUAGAAAAAUUAUUUAACCAAAUCGAACAAUCAA